AUGUAUCAUUACUCCAGCCCACCACCCGGGUGGACUGCCUACGACUACACCCAGUCGCCACCCACCUCGCCUUACUACGCUCAAUAUGCCUCGCAAUAUGCCAACACCUACGCUUCACCCCGGGGAACAGGAACAUCGCGACGACACACCCGCAAGGCCAGCUACACGGCCACCAAAGAACCGGGCUGGUACUCGGGAUAUCCGCAAAGCUACUACGAAGCCACGCCCGACUACGGCAUCCCGUCGCGAAAGCACGAUCAUCAACGACCCAUCUUUGUUGAUGUGGGCGGAGAUGCAUUCGAUGUUCAUCUCCCACGCUACGCUUUUCGCGAAGCCCGUCCGCCUCGCUCUGGCCGCCCCCCGGCCUCGACCUUCAAACAUGCUGACCAGACCCGCGAGGGUCCCGCCAAGCAUCGUCGCACCACAUCGGCUUCGCACCGCAAAUCAAACCCAGCCGCUGAUUCUCACUUUUACUUCACCCAGGUUCCUAACAACGAGGAUUACGAAUCAGCGGCCCGUCGCACUCGUCACCGUCGCCAGUCCACUUCAACCCGCACUCCCAACAAGCCCAAGCCUGCGCCCGCCUCUAAGCCGCCACCCGUCGCCACCGAGGAGGAUGCCGAGAACGCAGGCAUCCCACCCGGCUAUUCGAUCAAGAACUGGGACCCCACGGAGGCUCCCAUCAUUCUGCUGGGCAGUGUAUUCGACGCCAACUCCCUCGGCAAGUGGAUCUACGACUGGACGGUCUUUCACCAUGGCGCAUCGACACCCAUGGCUGACGUGGCAGGCGACCUGUGGCUAUUGCUGAUCAAGUUGGCGGGAAAGGUGAAGCGAGCGGACGAGUGUCUCCCGCGCAUCCAGCGUAUCGAGGCGCAGGAGGUCGUCGAGGACUUUUUAGAAAGUGGCGACCGCCUCUGGAACCGAUUCAAGAAGCUGCUCAAGGCAUGUGAGCUAUACAUGUGGAAAGCCGCUAAAAGGGAAAGUGGUGGCAAAGGUGCGCCCGUAUCGAUGGGCCGCAAUUCAGGCUGUGAAUUUGUCGAGUCGAUCUUCGGCCGCGAUCGCGAGCUGGAGAAUACCGAGAAGCUGAUGAAUAGUAUUCGGCUUUGGAACAUGCGAUUCGACGCCAACUGUGAGGAUAUCUUGCGCCGUCCGUCGGCCAAAUAG
This is a messenger RNA of Penicillium cosmopolitanum, 1164 nucleotides long. RefSeq lists its product as uncharacterized. The transcript is spliced from 2 exons. The record is from RefSeq and is a predicted model, not a curated record. Lineage: Eukaryota; Fungi; Ascomycota; Eurotiomycetes; Eurotiales; Aspergillaceae. Bases 1 to 1164 code for a protein of 387 amino acids.